AUGAUAAGAGAAAAGUCGGGAGUGGAUGCGACUUUUCAUUUUUUCGCAUCGAAAAAAGACGAAAAUGAAAUUAGAGGAGCUUUGAAAAAGUUCAAAGAAAAAGAAGAAAAUAUUUUGGGUAUAAAAAGUUUGACUCUACGACAGGAUUCGUCGCUUUUCAUCGAGAGCGUGUCAAUAUCAAAAAAAUCGAUUCGCGUCGGCCAGGGAUUUUCAAUAUCAUGCAUUGCUCAGGGUUCCAUUUACAUGACGUUCACAUGGUUAAAAGAUGGAGCCUUCAUAAACGAAUCUGUGAUAACGCGAUCCGUUUCCAUGCAUUUGAUUUACUUGUCGAGAGGAAGGUAUCAAUACACGCUCGUCAUGGAUAAAGCGAAUUUACUCGAUGAGGGUAUAUACACGUGUCACGUGAGCGAUUGGCACGUUCAACAAUGCAAGGGUAUACACGUGAACGUUGCCGGACCGCCGGAAAUACGUUUGUCACCCAUGAGCGCGACCGUGGAAAAGGGAGCUAAUUUGGACAUUGUUUGCAUACCACUCAACAACCGGCCCAAAUUGGAAAAAUUCGGUUAUUCAUGGAUAAAGAACAAACACUUGUUGAAAAUGAUGCCCGGAAGAGAAGUUUGGGAAGAUUUGUAUUUGAGUCAUUACAACGGUGAAAUAAACACCGGAAGCGUUUUGGAAAUAACAAAUAUUCAGAAAUCUGCGACGUACACGUGUCAAGCACAGGGUACGGGUGCUUCGAGCGAAUUGAGCGUGCACGUCGAAGUCGUUAACAAAACUGUGGUUCCCCUUUGUCCGGCGGAAGGAAAAUACGGUAUAGCUUGGCAAACGACGGCGCCCGGCAUGGAAACCGUUGCCGAUUGUCCUUUUCACGCGGGGGGACACGCCAAAAGAGAGUGCAGGCUAACGGAUUACAACACGACGGAAUGGGACGUACCAAAUUUUACAGGGUGUCUGACCUCUGACGUAGAGGCCGUUUACAAUAAUUUUAAAAGGCUGACGUUGGGUUACGAGGUGACGAACGGUUCUUCCACGCUAGGGAAUUUACUUUACAUCGUUUCGAAACGUUCAACAUACCUUCCUGGAGAAUGCGAACGUAUAUUAGACAUAUUAGACGAAAAAAUAAUUCAACUUCAAGCUUUGAUAAAAUCCAUAGGAAUCAUUUGGGGAUCCCUUUUUACCGGGAGUUCUCAGUCGGUUUUCCAAGACAUGACGUCAUUAAUAAUCAACAUAAAUAAAAUCCCGGCGAUGGAAAAUGGGGCGAUCCGUUACGUCAAAUUUCCACCGGAUGAUAAAAUUCGUCCUUUCUGGUUCAAGGACAAAAUUCUCGUACGUUUAAACGCGUACAAAAUGGACAACAACAACAACAACAACAACGUGUCCUCCCCGUACUCCCCGCGUAAUUUUUCCGUAUUGAUCGCCGCGUAUAAAAACAUGACGCAAUUUUUAAAAGCUCGAUAUCUAACGAAAUUCGACGACGGAACGGAUCAAGAAUACGAAAUCAAUUCAAAAUUAAUCACAAUCGUUUUUGGACGUGGCAGAAGAAAAAAAACGAAAGAUGAAAUAUUUGAAAAUGAUAAUAAUAAUAAUAAUUUUAUUGCGGAAAUCGAUUUCAAUCAUUUGAGAAACGAUUACGAUUUCGAUGAAUGGUCGAUCACGUGCGGCGUGACGGAAUAUGCGAGCUUUAGGAGUACCUGGAACCUGAAUUCGUGCACGAGUCAACCCGUGAAUUCAAACGUGACGAAAUGCAUUUGUAAAAAAACUGGAACUUUUGCUCUGUUGGUCGUGACGAAAAAUCAAAUCGUGACGUCAUCGUCGCCCGUCGCAAAAGACGGUGAAAAUUUGAUUGUUUUGAUCGGUUGCGGUUGUUGUCUCGUACAAUCUCUGUUGACACUUUGUUUACUUUUGCCUUAUUGGUGUCGUCGUAAAACGUGUUUGGUUUUUUUAAAAAUGCAAUGUUGUCUCGCAACCGCUUGCGCCAUGACCGUUUUCAUGUAUUCCAUACGUAACACUUUAUCUAAGGCUGUUUUUCCAUUGGUGACGACAUUUUUAGAAAUUUUUUUAUUAAUCGGUCUUUCGUCUCACCUGAGUAAAAUUUUAGUUGUUUAUACGGAAAUAAUACAAUUUCCACAUGGGAGACACAUGAAAGAAACCGUCAUAUGCAUAAUUACAGGGGUUCCCAUAUUGGCAGUUUUGUGUAAUUUUCUCGGGUAUCAUUCGACGGGUUGGAAUCUUCAUUCCUGGUGGAUAAUUCGAGGUUCCAUGAUAUUCAACGUUUUCAUGACGUCGGCUGCUUUGUUGAUCGUCCUUUUUGUUUUUUUAUACAUCAGCAUUUUACGUCAACUCAACGUCAUCUCGCAAAGAUGUGCCAAUAAAAACAAAACGAUAUUUCGAAGGUAA
Molecule: messenger RNA, 2397 nt
Organism: Pediculus humanus corporis (human body louse)
Lineage: Eukaryota; Metazoa; Arthropoda; Insecta; Psocodea; Pediculidae
Exons: 11
Coding region: 1-2397 (798 amino acids)
Cellular component (GO): membrane
Molecular function (GO): G protein-coupled receptor activity
Source: RefSeq, a predicted model, not a curated record